Messenger RNA from Chilo suppressalis (striped riceborer), 1978 nucleotides. Lineage: Eukaryota; Metazoa; Arthropoda; Insecta; Lepidoptera; Crambidae. The record is from the annotation of a GenBank genome assembly.
GGCGCGCUACGGGCACGCAGCGACCGCUACGCUCGCUCGCAUCGCUCACCGCUCGACCGCUCGCACGAUCUCGAACACCCGCUUGAUUCACAACUGCUCGAUGAAUAUUUAAUCGCACCUAUUCCGAUCGGGUAGAUGAAUGAGCGAACUCCGCUGCCUUAUCGACGAUCAUGUCAACACAUUUCUAAUAUUUGGCAAAAGUUUGUUAUCAUGUCACUGGGGUAAAAUAACAAUAUUGUAAAAUCAUGAACGGUCGCAGAUUGGUGUCGCGAUCGAAGACGGCGAUUGUUGUUUUGCUACUGCUAAUUGUUAGACAAGCUGUCACAUCUUCCGAUGAGUCACUGUUCCCGCGAUUUGUGGAGCCUGUGCCGAACGUGACAGUCACGGUGGGCCGCGACGCGCUGCUGGCCUGCGUCGUCGAAGAUUUGAGAGGUUACAAAGUAGCGUGGGUUCGUGUGGAUACGCAGACGAUACUCAGCAUCCACCACAACAUCAUAACACAGAACCCUCGCAUCAGCCUGUCCUACAACGACCAUCGCUCGUGGUACCUGCACAUCAAGGAUGUCCAAGAAGUGGACCGAGGCUGGUACAUGUGUCAAGUCAACACUGAUCCCAUGCGAUCAAGGAAAGGCUAUCUUCAGGUCGUAGUACCUCCGGUGAUCAUCGACAAUAUGACGUCAACUGACAUGGUGGUGCGGGAGGGAACCAAUGUGACGAUGGUGUGCCGAGCGACCGGGUACCCUGAACCGUACGUGAUGUGGCGGCGGGAGGACGGCCAAGAGUUCAACUGCAAUGGAGAGUCUGUAAACGUGGUAGACGGUGAGAACCUGACGAUAUCGAAGGUUUCGCGGCUGCACAUGGGCGCGUACUUAUGCAUAGCAUCGAACGGAGUGCCACCAUCCAUCAGUAAAAGAGUUGUCCUAAUGGUGCAAUUUCCACCGAUGCUGUCAAUUCCAAAUCAAUUGGAAGCAGCAUAUAUAGGACAGGAUGUGACUCUAGAGUGUCACACUGAAGCAUAUCCUUCCUCUAUCAAUUACUGGACUACCGAUCGAGGGGACAUGAUAAUUUCAGGAAGUAAAUACCUCACGGCGCUGAGCGACGACAGUUACAGCAGGAAAAUGAAAUUAACGAUACGGAAAGUGUCACCGCGGGACUUCUCGUCAUACCGAUGCGUGGCGAAGAAUUCCCUCGGAGAAACCGAUGGGCUCAUACGUCUCGAUGAAAUACCUGCUCCUUCAACCGUGAGCACCACAGUCAACUACGUGCCUACAAAUCCGCAAAGGAAGAAAGGAAAGCACAAAAAUCGUUUCCGAGACAGCUCCGCGGAAAAUAGAGUCAUUGGAGACUAUGAGUUUGAAGAAUUGAAAGACUCAGAUUAUGAAUCGACUCAAUCUUCCGGCUCUGCCGCCAUAACUAGCGGCAUCCUAGUCAUCAUGGCAUCACUCAUCAUCAGCUGACAUAAACUGUGUACUAACCAUUGUACCAUAUCAUAGUGCCAAUGUAGCCAUGUAAUGUGCUAAACUUUACAUUCAUAAAUAGAGAGUAUACUUUGUAAAUUUCAGCUCGAAGCUGUAAAUAUAUAGAUAUUAUAAUAAAGAUAUAAUUUUUAUGUUUAGUAAUAAAAAAAACACAUUAACCAAAUAUAGUAAAAUAAAACGCCGUUAUAACACAUCGAAGAUCUUAUUCGUUAUUUUUUUUAUAUUAUAAUCUCGUUUAUUUGUUGUAUCAAGUUGUAAAUAUAUUUAUAUCUAUUUCUCAAUUUAAAAGACUGAUAGUUUUAUAUGUUUAAUGUGCCAUAUCCGCAGUCAUAUUAUAGCAUAAUACUGAUAAAUAGGGUGUAGUUUAUACUUUUAAAGUGGCGACGAUACUAUAAAUAUAACCAUUGUGAUGGAGGUUUUAGUUAAUAUUUUUAUGCUCUAUUUAUAAUAAUUUCAUCAAACCAAUAAACUACUUAUAACCCUACAUAAGACAAAAUAAG